AUGUUUGAUAAUACAAAUGACAAAAUCGAAUUAUUGCUCAAUGGAAUGAAAGAACAAAUAAAAACAUUAUGCGCAGAACGUGACCAUCGUUAUAUUGAAAUACAAAACGAAAAUUAUGAACUGCACAAUAAAAUUUCCGUAAAAGAUAAACAACUUGAAGAAAUGUCCGAAAAACUUAAACUAAUUGAAGAAAUUUUGAAACCAACUCAUAAAAAUGAUUCUACAUUACAUAACUUCCCAAAAUAUUUAGGUGUCUUCAAACCAUCCCGUACACAAAACACAAAUUUUGAACUUGAAGAAAAGCUAAGAGAAAUUUCCGAAAGAUAUAAACUAUCCGAAGAUAAUUUGACAAGACAUCGUAACGAAUAUUCUGAACUUCAAGAAAAGUUUGGAUUAAUUUCCGAAAAAAAUAAACAAUUCGAAAAAGAGGUUGCAAAGCUUCGUAAAGUACUUAACGAAUAUUCCUUUGCAAAUUCUGAACUUAAAGAAAAUCUCGAAUUAUUUUCCGAAAAAAAUAAACAAUCCGAAGAAGAAUUUGCAAGGCUUCGUAAAGAACUUAACAAGACGCAUGAAAGUAAAACAAAUUUCGAAACAAGCCUCAGAGAAAUUUCCGAAAGAUAUAAUCAAGAUUUGAAUUCUAAAAAUAAAGAAAUAAAACAAAUAACAAUUCAAUAUAAUGACGUAUCAAAUAAGUUGUCACAAAAAGAAACCGAAAUUUAUGAAAAUCAGCAAAAGUAUGAUGAAAAUAUCAAGGAGAUAAGAAAUCUUAGAAGUGCAGUGAAGAACAAGGAAAAAGAACAACAAGAACUUUCAGAAAAGAAUGCUAAACUUAAAAUGGAAGCAUCUAAAUUUCAAACUGCACUUGGUAAUGAUGAUAAAAACCACACUGCUCAACUUGUAAAUGAUAUUUUAGCGUUACGAGACAUGUUGAAUGCUUACAUCACAUCAUUAAAAGGAAAAGUUGAAAUUAAUAUUGACCAGAUUAACAUACUUAUGAAAAAAUAUAAU
Messenger RNA from Funneliformis geosporum, 1008 nucleotides. The record is from the annotation of a GenBank genome assembly. Lineage: Eukaryota; Fungi; Glomeromycota; Glomeromycetes; Glomerales; Glomeraceae.